GUUUUUUUUUAUAAGAAGAAAAUAUGGUUUUCCCUUACAUUACCCACAGUAGUGCUGCCAUGGCGACAAGCAGCAAGUUCUUGCAUUGUAGAAACCCCUUGUUGGUUUCCGUCCUUUCAAUUAUCAUCGUUUAUUUGCUCAUAAAAAGGUGGGCAAAACCGAAAUCGUCCAUCCGGUACCCACCCGGCCCUCUGGCACUCCCGAUUAUCGGCCAUCUCUACCUCCUAAGCUCCUCCUUGCCCAAGUCUUUCCAAGCCCUAGCUCGGCUGUAUGGCCCCCUCAUGCGCAUUCAUAUAGCCCAAUCCAUCUUCAUAGUUGUUUCAGAUGCCGUCGUCGCCAAAGAGGUACUGAAAGUCCAUGACGCUGAGUUUGCUUCAAGGUUCGAGUUUGGUCCAGCCCAGUACAACAUAUACAAAGAUGCUGGUUUUAUCACUGGUCCUUAUGGCUCCUACUGGCGGUUUAUGAAAAAGCUUUGCAUGACAAGGCUCUUCACAGGACGACAGCUUGACCGUUUCAACCAUAUACGGGAAGAGGAGAUGGUGAAGCUGUUGAAAUCAUUGGUUAAGAAAUCCAGGGAAGGGAAGUGGUGUGAUUUAAGUGGGGAGUUAGCCAACUUAACCAACAACUUGAUAUUCAGGAUGACAAUGAACAAGAGGUUUUCAAAAGAUAAUAGUGAAGGCAAUGAGAUGUGGAAAUUGGUGACGGAGAUAAUGGGAUUGGCGGCAAAGCUAGGAGUGAAUGAAGUGCAUGGUCUAUUGAAGAAAUUCGACCUUUUUGGAAAUGGGAAAAAGCUUAGAGAGGGACUUGAAAGGUAUGACAAAUUAGUGGAACAGAUUAUAAAGGAUUAUGAAGAAAAUUAUGGGGUGGAUGAUGGAUCUGGAAAUGAAGAUCUGAUGGAUAUUCUGUUGGGAAUUUAUAGAGACAAGAAUGCUGGAUUGAAGAUAACAAGAGAACAGAUCAAGUAUUUCAUUUUUGAACUGUUUACUGCAAGCAUUGAUACAUCAUCGGCAGCCAUACAAUGGGGCAUGGCAGAGUUGAUGAACCAUCCACAAGUAUUUAAGAGGCUAAGGGAAGAGAUCGAUUCAGUAGUCAACACCAAGAGGGUAGUCAAAGAAUCAGACGUGCCAAACCUCCCUUACUUACAAGCAAUCGCCAAGGAAACCUUGAGGCUGCAUUCUCCGGUGCCUAUUUUCCAUAGGGAAUGCAUCAAAGACUGCAACAUCAAUGGCUUCGACCUCCAGGUGAAGGAUAGAGUCCUCAUCAAUGCCUAUGCUAUUAUGCGACACCCUGAAGCCUGGAGUGACCCUGAUACGUAUUUGCCAGAGAGGUUUUUGGAGAAUUCGGGAGGAAACAGGGAUCAGGAUUUUUGGUUCCUUCCAUUCGGGAGUGGUCGAAGAGUAUGCGCUGGUUCCUUACAUGCUUACCUAGUUAUGCAUGGGACAAUUGGGAGCUUGGUUCAAUGCUUUGAUUGGAAAACUAAAGAUGGGGCAAAGGUUGACAUUACUGUUGGGUCAGGAUUUUCAGGUGCGAUGGCACUUCCCAUGGAAUGUUACCCUAUUUUACGCUUUGAUCCAUUUCAGGAAUGAAAAAUAAGCUGUGUCGUAUAAAUGUUCCAAGCACUCUCAAUAAAACUCUCCCAGAGUAGUAUGUAUGGCUUUUGGGUUUGCAAAUUUCUGGGUUUUGAAAUAAUUGUUCAAGUUAAUUUCUUUUC
This is a messenger RNA of Gossypium arboreum, 1711 nucleotides long. Its product is annotated as cytochrome P450 93A2-like. Gene Ontology annotation, cellular component: membrane. The coding region runs from base 24 to 1586 and encodes 520 amino acids. The transcript has 2 exons. Gene Ontology annotation, molecular function: oxidoreductase activity, acting on paired donors, with incorporation or reduction of molecular oxygen, NAD(P)H as one donor, and incorporation of one atom of oxygen; heme binding; iron ion binding. Lineage: Eukaryota; Viridiplantae; Streptophyta; Magnoliopsida; Malvales; Malvaceae. The record is from RefSeq and is a predicted model, not a curated record.